CGAUCGCAAAUAUCCUUGGCACCGUGCUCGAUACUCGAGGCUCGGACGGGUACGCGGCCGGAAACGAGCGUCGAACGCGACGAUGCUCGCUCUUCUCCUCGUAACGAUCGCGGUUUGCGGAUUCGUGACGAAAAUCGAAACGCGGGGAAAUUGUUCCGACACCGGCUGGGAGAAAAUCGGCAGCGUCAAACCGGAGUCCAUAAGCUCACAAACGAUUCUGUACAGCGCCGUAAACUCAAAGGGAAUAACGAAACCCUGUUUCGAGAGGUGCGACCGCGUAAACUGCACCGCGUUCGUCGUAGAUUUCGGCCGAAGCGUUUGUUACAGCGUUCGAACGGAGGACGACGAGCUGAUACCGGAAGCGAAUUCGACCUUCUACCAGCGAGUCUGCGUGAAAGUUCCACAGAGUUGCAAACGAGACAGAUUUUGGCAAGUCGAGAGAAGCCCGGGAGCGGUGUUGAUCGACUCCGGAGCCUUUCACUUGCCUCAACCCAUCACCAGAAACCAGUGUUACGAAAAAUGCGUGGAGACAGGAAGAAGCUGUCAAUCGGCGCAAUUCCGAACGACCAAGCCGCUCUCGUCCGAUAACGCGAUCGGCCAAUGUUCCCUAUCGUUGCUCGAACGGGGGAUCAAACCUCGUGCUUACAGAGCCUCCAUGUACAGAGACGAAUAUCUUUGGGAUCAAUGCCGUAACCUCUCGAGACAAGAAUAUUGCUCCUACGCGGAAUUUCCAAACGCCUCCUUACCCUACUCGGACCUCGCGCUGCUCGAUCUUAACGAGAAUCAGUGCCGACAGAGGUGCGACCGGAGCGUGGACGGUUUCAUCUGCCGCGGAUACACGAUGGACAACUCGUCCGGGGAACCGGUAUGCCUGUUGCACUCGGAGGACACGAACGGUCUCGGAGUUAGCUCGCUGAUCGUCGCGUCGAACGUGAUCUACAGGGAACGGGAACCGUGUCUGGACCUGAGGGUACGAUGCGACCAGUUGACGAUCACGAUCGAGCUGAGAACCAACGACCGAUUUUUCGGUCGGAUCUACCCGAUUGGUCACGCGGACGACUGUGGUGUUCAAGGCGGAGGCGGUAAUCGCACGUUGUUGGUCUUGCCGAUACCGUCCGUCGAUCGACUACGCGACGGUAACGGAAUUCAAUGCGGUCUGAACUUAGCCUUCUCCGUCGACGAUCGAAAUCGGACACGACCCCUGGUCUGGACAACGAUCGUGGUGCAGUUCAACCCGAUCGUUCAACGUUUGGGGGAUCAAGCGGUCAAGGUUGGAUGCUCGUUGAACGAUCAAGAACCCCCGAUUCCGCGCAACGUUACCGUCCACUCGAGCUUCAGCUUUCUCGACCCGAACGCAGGAGUACCACCCAUAUCCUCGACCGUCGUGAACGCCUCGUCCCAAGCGCCGAUGGUCACCAUGAGGAUUCUGGACGAAAACUCGAGGGACGCGGUCGUCACGCACUUGGGACAGAAAUUGACGCUGAGAAUUCAACUUGAUCCACCGAACGACGCCUACGACAUCACCGCCGGUCACCUUGUAGCGAGCAGCGCUUCCGGCGACGCUUCCUACUUGCUGUUGAACGAACUCGGUUGCCCCACCGACCCUACCACCUUCCCAGCCUUGACGAAAGAUCCGCUCGACGGCCGCUCCUUGAUCUCGACCUUCGCCGCCUUCAAGUUCCCCGAUAGUCAACUAGUUCGAUUCAACGUGAUCGUUCGAUUCUGUUUGGAAAAAUGUACGCCGGUGAGUCGAUUCCCUCCUCUCUCCGACGAACUCGCUGAUCGAUUAUUUCACGCGUUACAGACCAUCUGCAAAGGCGAUCAAAUUUCCUACGGUAGAAGAAAACGAGCCGACGAACCGCGAGAGGAAACUCUCGAAGAACUGCCGCUGCAGCUCUCUAUAAUCGUGCAAAAUCCUGUCGCGUCUUCGCCGGAUCGUUUGUCUUCGACGAGACCCAGCGCAUCCCCUGAUACCGUGCUGAUCACCGGUGAAAACUCGGUGGAUGGACUCUUUUGCGUGGACCCUAGCCUCGCUCUGAGCCUGUUGAUAUUCUGGCUGAUCAUACAGAUCGCGUUAAUAGUCGGCUGUCUGUUGACGGUCGCUCAAUACAGACGGACGGCCAUACGAGCGGAAGAGGAGAGAGCCAACGUGCUGGCCAGACACUUGUACGGCAUCCACGGAGGAAACUUUGAAAUCACGCGGAGAGUCAGAUGGGCCGACCACCGUGCUUCCUCCUCGUCUUUCGAUUAAAUCGUUGCCCCAUUUUUUGCUAUUAUCCGGAAAGUCAGAGUAACGAUACUAUCGGCUUGUGAAAAUGAUUAAAAACAAUAAUAAUUUUAUUUUUAAUUACA
Molecule: messenger RNA, 2352 nt
Organism: Osmia lignaria (orchard mason bee)
Lineage: Eukaryota; Metazoa; Arthropoda; Insecta; Hymenoptera; Megachilidae
Source: RefSeq, a predicted model, not a curated record